ACUCGUGUUGUGACGCUGUCAUGUGAUAGCUCGUCUGUGCAGUUGCAGGCUUGAUAAACGCACUGCCUGUGGACGGAAAUGAAAUAAAAAAAACUCCAACUACGUUAUAUGUUUGCUGGUGAGCACAAGCCCAGCUGCAGUCUGAGGGUCUACGGGGAACCUGGAGAUUUGUAGAGCCCUCUGUCGCUGACAUGGGUUGCUGUUAUAGCAGCGAGAACGACACCCCAGAGGAGGAUCCUGAACGUAAACCCCUGAUCCCACAUCCAAAUCCAAUAAGCAAGCCACCCAAUGGGACAGACUGGACCACUCCCACAGUUCCCUCUGCCCCGACAGAUGAGCAGGCCCUCCUCACGUCCAUCCUCACCAAGACUGCACAGAACAUUAUUGAUGUCUCAGCUGCCGAUUCAGUCAUGAUGGAGCAGCACGAAUACAUGGACAAAGCUCGUCAGUACAGUACAAAACUUGCUGUUUUGAGCAACAGUCUGCCACAGAAGAAAGCCCCAGCUCUGCCGUCACUCACCAGUCAGCCGCACCAAGUGCUUGCGAGUGAAUUGGUGCCAUACUCUGAUGUUCAACAGAUCUCCAAGAUUGCAGCAUAUGCAUACAGUGCAAUUUCUCAAAUCAAAGUGGAUGCAAAAGAAGAACUGGUGGUCCAGUUUGCCAUUCCUUGACUCUGCAAAUCUGGCCCGCAUAUAGUUCCUCCCAUCCUGCGGUCUCUUUGUCGUACCUGCCCCUUUGCCUUCCAGCCCAGCCUUUAUUAAAUCAUCCAGCUCCUGUCCCGUUGACGCUUCUAACUUAUACCAAGACAGAGACGGCCUAGGACUGCACCACAAACACACUCUAUGACUGCCUGUUGUUAAAGUUGGGUCAGCGACAGUAUCAAGGGAGGCUGAGGAAGCUAGACUCGACCACACCUGAACCCACUUGUCUUCUCUUACCCCUUAUUAUAGUGCUUCUUUUUUUUUUUUAAGGCAACUGAAAGGUGCAGUCAGUUGUACUGCUCUGUCUCUGCCCUGCUGUAGAGGGACAGGAUAGCAUGGAUGGUGGUGAAGACUUGGGAGCAAACUUUCAGGUGUUAACCUCCCUGUAGGUUGUAAUAUUUUGGUGUAUAUGUUUGACGCAGAUUGUACUUUUGCCAAGGAAUAGGAGUGAUUGGAAUAAAUUGCCUUUAUCCAUCAGUUCAAUGUUCUCUCAUCUUCAAACAUCCCACAGAUGCCAGUGGCUAACUUCGAAGUUAUCCCCUUGACAUGACGGCUUGGUUCCUGCUUUUCCUCAAAUUAUACUGCGACAAUUGAUAACAUCCAUUGCUGUCAAAUCUUUUCGCUGUUUACAGCGGUGGAUGGUUCAGUCCCCCUGCAUGCAUUCAAAAUUGGCAUGAAUACCAGAACAACAAGAGAUUGGCUCAGUUAGAUGGAGUCCAGUGUCUUUUUGGUGAGCCAAUAUUGGUGUUUUGUGGACUUCAAACAGCUUCCAUCCACUCAAUUGGGGGGGAUCUUUCAGGUUUUGAUUCAUCGUCUUUCACAGUAACCAGUCAUUGGCAUGUAGAGCAGAUGGGAGGGGGCAGGAAUGGACGGAUGCUAUGUAUUCAUGCCUUCAUUGUACAGAAUUCUUCGGAUCGAAUAUAAGAAGGAGACAGAUUGUAGGAGGUUCCCUUUUUUUCCGCAGUGGGUCGGGAUCCGCUACCCUUUUAAGCGUCGACACUUUUAAGGCCUGGAUUCCUCAGCUUUUAAACAGAAGCUUUUGUGCUGCAGAUUGGAAUAUGAGUUAUUCAUAUUAAUCAGAAACUAACCACAGCAGCGUGUGAGUGAUAUUGAUCAUUGUACCAACACUGAUGAUUCAAGACGUUAUUGUGAUUAUUUAUUUUGUUCUUUUUUCUAUGUAAAGCUGUAAACAUGAUGCUCUUCGGAUGAAACCCCUGAGCUGCUCUUGAACCUCUAAAGGGAUAAUCUGUCACGCUUUGAUAAUUUUAACACAUUUUUGUUUGAGCUUAACUGCAAUCAGUCUCAGUUUUUUUUCUGUUUUAUUAAUUUGUUAACUAUGUAAUACUAUGUUUGUAUUAUCUUAGGCUAGUACCAAAAAUGUUUUACAUGGUUUUUUG
Synchiropus splendidus (mandarinfish) is the source of this 2098-nucleotide messenger RNA. It is a transcript of the gene lamtor1, whose product is annotated as late endosomal/lysosomal adaptor, MAPK and MTOR activator 1. The transcript has 5 exons. Lineage: Eukaryota; Metazoa; Chordata; Actinopteri; Syngnathiformes; Callionymidae. Bases 192 to 671 code for a protein of 159 amino acids. Gene Ontology annotation, cellular component: lysosome; late endosome membrane; membrane raft. Gene Ontology annotation, molecular function: guanyl-nucleotide exchange factor activity; molecular adaptor activity. The record is from RefSeq and is a predicted model, not a curated record. Gene Ontology annotation, biological process: regulation of receptor recycling; cholesterol homeostasis; positive regulation of TOR signaling.